Molecule: messenger RNA, 6573 nt
Organism: Cercocebus atys (sooty mangabey)
Lineage: Eukaryota; Metazoa; Chordata; Mammalia; Primates; Cercopithecidae
Gene: CHD4
Product: chromodomain helicase DNA binding protein 4
Exons: 40
Coding region: 251-5989 (1912 amino acids)
Biological process (GO): chromatin remodeling; negative regulation of transcription by RNA polymerase II
Cellular component (GO): NuRD complex; nucleus; chromatin
Molecular function (GO): histone binding; ATP binding; chromatin binding
Source: RefSeq, a predicted model, not a curated record
CUGUCCGUGGGGGGGCGGGGCCUGUGCGGUGGGAUUUCCCGGCCGGUGUUUCAGGCCCUUUAAGAGGCGACGCCGGAGCCGGAGCCAUUUUCCCCCCUUCGGCCGCGGCGAGGAGGAGCUGGAGCGGGAGUGACACUGAGCCGGACCCAGCGCGACCUGCGGCGGCUCCGGGUGACUCGGGCCAGUGUAGAGGGCCCCAGGCCGCCGGCAGGAGCAGCUGGGCCAAUUCCCUGGCCGGGAGCGGAAGGGGAUGGCGUCGGGCCUGGGCUCCCCGUCCCCCUGCUCGGCGGGCAGUGAGGAGGAGGAUAUGGAUGCACUUUUGAACAACAGCCUGCCCCCACCCCACCCAGAAAAUGAAGAGGACCCAGAAGAGGAUUUGUCAGAAACAGAGACUCCAAAGCUCAAGAAGAAGAAAAAGCCUAAGAAACCUCGGGACCCUAAAAUCCCUAAGAGCAAGCGCCAAAAAAAGGAGCGUAUGCUCUUAUGCCGGCAGCUGGGGGACAGCUCUGGGGAGGGGCCAGAGUUUGUGGAGGAGGAGGAAGAGGUGGCUCUGCGCUCAGACAGUGAGGGCAGCGACUAUACCCCUGGUAAGAAGAAGAAGAAGAAGCUUGGACCUAAGAAAGAGAAGAAGAGCAAAUCCAAGCGGAAGGAGGAGGAGGAGGAGGAUGACGAUGAUGAUGAUUCAAAGGAGCCUAAAUCAUCUGCUCAGCUCCUGGAAGACUGGGGCAUGGAAGACAUUGACCACGUGUUCUCAGAGGAGGAUUAUCGAACCCUCACCAACUACAAGGCCUUCAGCCAGUUUGUCAGACCCCUCAUUGCUGCAAAAAAUCCCAAGAUUGCUGUCUCCAAGAUGAUGAUGGUUUUGGGUGCAAAAUGGCGGGAGUUCAGUACCAACAAUCCCUUCAAAGGCAGUUCUGGGGCAUCAGUGGCAGCUGCGGCAGCAGCAGCGGUGGCUGUGGUGGAGAGCAUGGUGACAGCCACUGAGGUUGCACCACCACCUCCCCCUGUGGAGGUGCCUAUCCGCAAGGCCAAGACCAAGGAGGGCAAAGGUCCCAAUGCUCGGAGGAAGCCCAAGGGCAGCCCUCGUGUACCCGAUGCCAAGAAGCCUAAACCCAAGAAAGUAGCUCCCCUGAAAAUCAAGCUGGGAGGUUUUGGUUCCAAGCGUAAGAGAUCCUCGAGUGAGGAUGAUGACUUAGAUGUGGAAUCUGACUUCGAUGAUGCCAGUAUCAAUAGCUAUUCUGUUUCUGAUGGUUCCACCAGCCGUAGUAGCCGCAGCCGCAAGAAACUCCGAACCACUAAAAAGAAAAAGAAAGGCGAGGAGGAGGUGACUGCUGUGGAUGGUUAUGAGACAGACCACCAGGACUAUUGCGAGGUGUGCCAGCAAGGCGGUGAGAUCAUCCUGUGUGAUACCUGUCCCCGAGCUUACCACAUGGUUUGCCUGGAUCCCGACAUGGAGAAGGCUCCUGAGGGCAAGUGGAGCUGCCCACACUGCGAGAAGGAAGGCAUCCAGUGGGAAGCUAAAGAGGACAAUUCGGAGGGUGAGGAGAUCCUGGAAGAGGUUGGGGGAGACCUCGAAGAGGAGGAUGACCACCAUAUGGAAUUCUGUCGGGUCUGCAAGGAUGGUGGGGAGCUGCUCUGCUGUGAUACCUGUCCUUCUUCCUACCAUAUCCACUGCCUGAAUCCCCCACUUCCAGAGAUCCCCAACGGUGAAUGGCUCUGUCCCCGUUGUACGUGUCCAGCUCUGAAGGGCAAAGUGCAGAAGAUCCUAAUUUGGAAGUGGGGUCAGCCACCAUCUCCCACACCAGUGCCUCGGCCUCCAGAUGCUGAUCCCAACACGCCCUCCCCAAAGCCUUUGGAGGGGCGGCCAGAGCGGCAGUUCUUUGUGAAAUGGCAAGGCAUGUCUUACUGGCACUGCUCCUGGGUUUCUGAACUGCAGCUGGAGCUGCACUGUCAGGUGAUGUUCCGAAACUAUCAGCGGAAGAAUGAUAUGGAUGAGCCACCUUCUGGGGACUUUGGUGGUGAUGAAGAAAAAAGCCGAAAACGAAAAAACAAGGACCCUAAAUUUGCAGAGAUGGAGGAACGCUUCUAUCGCUAUGGGAUAAAACCUGAGUGGAUGAUGAUCCACCGAAUCCUCAACCACAGCGUGGACAAGAAGGGCCACGUCCACUACUUGAUCAAGUGGCGGGACUUACCUUAUGAUCAGGCUUCUUGGGAGAGUGAGGAUGUGGAGAUCCAGGAUUACGACCUGUUCAAGCAGAGCUAUUGGAAUCACAGGGAGUUAAUGAGGGGUGAGGAAGGCCGACCAGGCAAGAAGCUCAAGAAGGUGAAGCUUCGAAAGUUGGAGAGACCUCCAGAAACGCCAACAGUUGAUCCAACAGUGAAGUAUGAGCGACAGCCAGAGUACCUGGAUGCUACAGGUGGAACCCUGCACCCCUAUCAAAUGGAGGGUCUGAAUUGGUUGCGUUUCUCCUGGGCUCAGGGCACUGACACCAUCUUGGCUGAUGAGAUGGGCCUUGGGAAAACUGUACAGACAGCAGUCUUCCUCUAUUCCCUUUACAAGGAGGGUCAUUCCAAAGGCCCCUUCCUAGUGAGUGCCCCUCUUUCUACCAUCAUCAACUGGGAGCGGGAGUUUGAAAUGUGGGCUCCAGACAUGUAUGUUGUAACCUAUGUGGGUGACAAGGACAGCCGUGCCAUCAUCCGAGAGAAUGAGUUCUCCUUUGAAGACAAUGCUAUUCGUGGCGGCAAGAAGGCCUCCCGCAUGAAGAAAGAGGCAUCUGUGAAAUUCCAUGUGCUGCUGACAUCCUAUGAAUUGAUCACCAUUGACAUGGCUAUCUUGGGCUCUAUUGAUUGGGCCUGCCUCAUCGUGGAUGAAGCCCAUAGGCUGAAGAACAAUCAGUCUAAGUUCUUCCGGGUCUUGAAUGGUUACUCACUCCAGCACAAGUUGUUGCUGACUGGGACUCCAUUACAAAACAAUCUCGAAGAGUUGUUUCAUCUGCUCAACUUUCUCACCCCCGAGAGGUUCCACAAUUUGGAAGGUUUUUUGGAGGAGUUUGCUGACAUUGCCAAGGAGGACCAGAUAAAAAAACUGCAUGACAUGCUGGGGCCGCACAUGUUGCGGCGGCUGAAAGCCGAUGUGUUCAAGAAUAUGCCCUCCAAGACAGAACUAAUUGUGCGUGUGGAGCUGAGCCCUAUGCAGAAGAAAUACUACAAGUACAUCCUCACUCGAAAUUUUGAAGCACUCAAUGCCCGAGGUGGUGGUAACCAGGUGUCUCUGCUAAAUGUGGUGAUGGAUCUUAAGAAGUGCUGCAACCAUCCAUACCUCUUCCCUGUGGCUGCAAUGGAAGCCCCUAAGAUGCCUAAUGGCAUGUAUGAUGGCAGUGCCCUAAUCAGAGCAUCUGGGAAAUUAUUGCUGCUGCAGAAAAUGCUCAAGAACCUUAAAGAGGGUGGGCAUCGUGUACUCAUCUUUUCCCAGAUGACCAAGAUGCUAGACUUGCUAGAGGAUUUCUUGGAACAUGAAGGUUAUAAAUACGAACGCAUCGAUGGUGGAAUCACUGGGAACAUGCGGCAAGAGGCCAUUGACCGCUUUAAUGCACCAGGUGCUCAGCAGUUCUGCUUCUUGCUUUCCACUCGAGCUGGGGGCCUUGGAAUCAAUCUGGCCACUGCUGACACAGUUAUUAUCUAUGACUCUGACUGGAACCCCCAUAAUGACAUUCAGGCCUUUAGCAGAGCUCACCGGAUUGGGCAAAAUAAAAAGGUAAUGAUCUACCGGUUUGUGACCCGUGCGUCAGUUGAGGAGCGCAUCACGCAGGUGGCAAAGAAGAAAAUGAUGCUGACGCAUCUAGUGGUACGGCCUGGGCUGGGCUCCAAGACUGGAUCUAUGUCCAAACAGGAGCUUGAUGAUAUCCUCAAAUUUGGCACUGAGGAACUUUUCAAGGAUGAAGCCACUGAUGGAGGAGGAGACAACAAAGAGGGAGAAGAUAGCAGUGUUAUCCACUAUGAUGAUAAGGCCAUUGAACGGCUGCUGGACCGUAACCAGGAUGAGACUGAAGACACAGAAUUGCAGGGCAUGAAUGAAUAUUUGAGCUCAUUCAAAGUGGCCCAGUAUGUGGUACGGGAAGAAGAAAUGGGGGAGGAAGAGGAGGUAGAACGGGAAAUCAUUAAACAGGAAGAAAGUGUGGAUCCUGACUACUGGGAGAAAUUGCUGCGGCACCAUUAUGAGCAGCAGCAAGAAGAUCUAGCCCGAAAUCUGGGUAAAGGAAAAAGAAUCCGUAAACAGGUCAACUACAAUGAUGGCUCCCAGGAGGACCGAGAUUGGCAGGACGACCAGUCCGACAACCAGUCCGAUUACUCAGUGGCUUCAGAGGAAGGUGAUGAAGACUUUGAUGAACGUUCAGAAGCUCCCCGUAGGCCCAGUCGUAAGGGCCUGCGGAAUGAUAAAGAUAAGCCAUUGCCUCCUCUGUUGGCCCGUGUCGGUGGGAAUAUUGAAGUACUUGGUUUUAAUGCUCGUCAGCGAAAAGCCUUUCUUAACGCAAUUAUGCGAUAUGGUAUGCCACCUCAGGAUGCUUUUACUACCCAGUGGCUUGUAAGAGAUCUGCGAGGCAAAUCAGAGAAAGAGUUCAAGGCAUAUGUCUCUCUCUUUAUGCGGCAUUUAUGUGAGCCGGGGGCAGAUGGGGCUGAGACCUUUGCUGAUGGUGUCCCUCGAGAAGGCCUGUCUCGCCAGCAUGUCCUUACUAGAAUUGGUGUUAUGUCUUUGAUUCGCAAGAAGGUUCAGGAGUUUGAACAUGUUAAUGGGCGCUGGAGCAUGCCUGAACUGGCUGAGGUAGAGGAAAACAAGAAAAUGUCCCAGCCAGGGUCACCCUCCCCAAAGACUCCUACACCCUCCACUCCAGGGGAUACGCAGCCCAACACUCCUGCACCUGCCCCACCUGCUGAAGAUGGGAUCAAAAUAGAGGAAAAUAGCCUCAAAGAAGAAGAGAGCAUGGAAGGAGAAAAGGAGGUUAAAUCUGUAGCCCCUGAGACUGCCAUUGAGUGUACACAGCCCCCUGCCCCUGCCUCAGAGGAUGAAAAGGUCGUUGCUGAACCCCCUGAGGGAGAGGAGAAAGUGGAAAAGUCAGAGGUGAAGGAGAGAACAGAGGAACCUAUGGAGACAGAGCCCAAAGGUGCUGCUGAUGUAGAGAAGGUGGAGGAAAAGUCAGCAAUAGAUCUGACCCCUAUUGUGGUAGAAGACAAAGAAGAGAAGAAAGAAGAAGAAGAGAAAAAAGAGGUGAUGCUUCAGAAUGGAGAGACCCCCAAGGACCUGAAUGAUGAGAAACAGAAGAAAAAUAUUAAACAGCGUUUCAUGUUCAACAUUGCAGAUGGUGGUUUUACUGAGUUGCACUCCCUUUGGCAGAAUGAAGAGCGGGCAGCCACAGUUACCAAGAAGACUUAUGAGAUCUGGCAUCGACGGCAUGACUACUGGCUGCUAGCCGGCAUCAUAAACCAUGGCUAUGCCCGGUGGCAAGACAUCCAGAAUGACCCACGCUAUGCCAUCCUCAAUGAGCCUUUCAAGGGUGAAAUGAACCGUGGCAAUUUCUUAGAGAUCAAGAAUAAAUUUCUAGCUCGAAGGUUUAAGCUCUUAGAACAAGCUCUGGUGAUUGAGGAACAGCUGCGCCGGGCUGCUUACUUGAACAUGUCAGAAGACCCUUCUCACCCUUCCAUGGCCCUCAACACCCGCUUUGCUGAGGUGGAGUGUUUGGCGGAAAGUCAUCAGCACCUGUCCAAGGAGUCAAUGGCAGGAAACAAGCCAGCCAAUGCAGUCCUGCACAAAGUUCUGAAACAGCUGGAAGAACUGCUGAGUGACAUGAAAGCCGAUGUGACUCGACUCCCAGCUACCAUUGCCCGAAUUCCCCCAGUUGCUGUGAGGUUACAGAUGUCAGAGCGUAACAUUCUCAGCCGUCUGGCAAACCGGGCACCCGAACCUACCCCACAGCAGGUAGCCCAGCAGCAGUGAAGAUGCAGACUGAUACCACCUCCACCGCUGAGCAGUGACCUUCCUCACUUUCUCUUGUCCCAGCUUCUCCCCGGGGGGCCUGAGAGACCCUCACCUUCCUUCUGCCCAUCUUCCACGUUGUAAAGGAACAGCCCCAGCGCACUGGGGGAGGGGAGGGAGUGAGGGGCAGUGGUGCCCUUCCUGCAGGAGAGACAUGCAGCAGUAGCGCCGGCGCCAUCUGCAGGAGCUGGCGGGCUGGCCUUCUGGACCCUGGCUUCUCCCCACUGUAACGCCUGUUACACACAAACUGUUGUGGGUUCCUGCCAGGCUUGAAGAAAAUGAUCUGAAUUUUUUCCUCCUUUUGGUUUUAUUUUGUUGGUUUAUUUUGUGUUUUCUCCUUUUUUGGGGGUAUUCAGAGUGGGCUGGGCCCCUGGGCGAGACACAGCUACCUCUGUUGGCAUCUUUUUAAUACCAGGAACCCAGCGGCUCUAGCCACUGAGCGGCUAAAUGAAAUAAAGUGGAAAAAAAAAAAAAAAACCAAAAGCAUAAAAAACCACAGCAAAUUUCUUGAUGAAAAUUGAAAAUAAAAGUUUCCUUGUAUUUUA